AUGACCCGCGAACGCACUGCUGACUCGUCCGGUGCCAACGCUGCUGCCACCAUCGCUGCCGUUCUUGCUCCCAACCCUCGCCCACCACCACAGCCCAAGCCUAUAGAAGGGUCUGCUGCUAUUGCGGACAAAAGAGUUUCGCCUCAGGUACUAGCUCCCAUGGGGCCAGGGCUCACCUUAUCAAAGAACACGGAGACCUUUGGGAAGCAACGUGAGCAGUUUCAAGACCAUACACCUUUGCAGAUUUACGGUCUCCCAAUAGCUGAGGAAGAACAGCGCCGCCCGAGCUUCUCUGUCGAUGCCCUUGUGGACGCAAUACUGACAUGGAUUGUGUCUGAUGAUCAGUCUCUCCGUGUUGUGGAGAACCAGGCCUUCAGAAAUAUUAUCCUGCUUUGUCGGAAUGAUCUCCGGGACAAAGACAUUCCCAAGCGAGACACCCUUCGGGCCCGUGUCAUCAACACUGUCGACAAGUACUUUGGUACACUGGGACAGCAGCUGCAGCUCAGGAAUGGAACCUCAGACGGGGCGUCCAACAACACAGUUGCGAUGAGGGCACUCGGAACCAUGUUCCUCAUCCAGAAUCCAGAUCUCACCUAUGACGAGAAGCAGCGACGCCUCUUCUGCUUCGCGCAUGCAAUCACGCUUUCAUCAGGUGAUGCCAUCACUAUCUUGGAAUCUCGUCAUGGUGCUGGGGUCCUUAAGCAACUCAGAGACCUUGUCAACACAAUCAGGGCUUCUAUCAAGCUAAGAGAGGUGUUUAUCAAAAAAUCGGCUGAAUAUAGUGAAAACGGUCUUCCUCUACAAAUCUUGAAGGACUCUAAGACACGCUGGACUUCAACCAAGAUUAUGGUCAAGCGAGCCAUCAAGCUCAAGUCGGCACUGAUAGAUCUCUGCACUACGAAAAACACUCUUUCUCAGUUGGCACUCUCAGAAGUGCAGUGGCGUCACGUUUCCAGCAGGCCCUAUCCGGUCAUCAAAUCACUCUCCAAGGUCCUGAUGUGCUUCUGGGAACUCCAACACAACUGGGAGUAUCUCGGAGAGCAUCUUCCGAUCCUGUGA
Epithele typhae is the source of this 1059-nucleotide messenger RNA. RefSeq lists its product as uncharacterized. The coding region runs from base 1 to 1059 and encodes 352 amino acids. Lineage: Eukaryota; Fungi; Basidiomycota; Agaricomycetes; Polyporales; Epitheliaceae. The transcript is spliced from 11 exons. The record is from RefSeq and is a predicted model, not a curated record.